AGCAGCAGAGACAAACAAACAGCGAGAGCUGGACUGUAGACAGUCAGCCAAAGGCUCAAAGGCGUAAACUCAGGACAUAGCAUUGAGAUUGUGAGUAAACAAGGCCAUGCAGCAACAGAGCAGAUCUUUCUUGGGCUAAAAAAGAUGGAUCUUAACGAAUACCAUGAAGUGACCAAUAAAUCCAUAGACAUGGACAGGCUGAAUCAGAAUGUUCCAGAACACGGCCGUCAGACUCAUCAGGUCUUACAGAGCACACCACUGGACCUGAUUGAAACAGGCAAGACUCUCAAAGUCCAGGCAGAACGACCCCAUCUUGUCAGCUUAGGAAGUGGCCGUCUGAGUACGGCUAUAACCCUGCUGCCCCUGCCAGAAGGGAAGACUACACUCGGUCAUGGGAACACAGACAUUAAUAUUCAGGGUCCGGGUGUGACUGCUCAACAUUGCUACAUUGAAAAUGUGGGGGGAGCCAUCAACCUAUACCCCUGUGGAAAUUUGUGCUCAUUGGAUGGCUUAGCAGUUACCAAACCUGUCAGACUCACACAAGGGUGUAUGCUGUGUUUUGGUCAGUCAUCCUUUUUCCGCUUUAACCACCCAGAGGAGGCCAUCAGGAUGAAGAGUUUGAUGUCUGGUGGAAGCCCUGGAUUUACCAGUACCUACAAGAACCACUCAGAAACCUAUGGGGAAGUCAAUGGCAACCACGUUCCUUUGCACGAGCGACCUCGUCCUGGACACGGCACUCUUGUGCGCUCUAUUGAGAAGGAUAUUCAGGACAUUAUGAAUUCUCUGACUAUGGAUGAAGGCCAGACUUCCUCAUCUGAGCAAUGUAAAAAAAAACGCCACCCCAUUCCACAGUCUGCCAUGCUCAACAGGAGCGGCCACGGUCUUGUCUCCCCUCCAACCAGUCCUGGUACUUUGUCUGUAAGCUCCAGCUAUGAAAAUACCAGUUCUUCUUUCUCCCACCUCUCCACCCCCUCUGUGGUUUGUAGUCCAGGGGCUUGUUUGGACUCCGCUAAUACCCGUUCCACCAGCUACACCCACACCGUCCAGGCCCCGGUGCCACAGCCACGCACUUUUGCAUCCAAAGCCAGUAGUUCAAACGGAGGGCUAAAGGAUCAAGAAAGUCCCAGGCUUCAAAAAGCCUUGACUGAAACUCCCUCAAGCCCUUCUACAAACUGUAGAGGCGAGAGUCCACACCUGGCCCAUGGUUCCUCUUCUGGGUCUGUCUCAAAUGCAUCUGGAGAUUUAGGCAGACAGAUCAAUGCUAGGCUCACCUCCUUGUCCUCACCAGCAUCUUCUAGCCCCAGAUCCAGUGUUGGCUCAUCAGUCCAAGAAACUUCUUCCAGUCUUCAGUCCCAUUCACGUGCAUUCCUUCCUCCAGACAGUCCCCAGUCAUCCCGCCGUAGUGUAGAACAAUCCAGCAUGCGUGAACUUCCUCUCAGCCCCUCCACAGCACGCAGAGGUGUCCUUGGGGUGCCAGUUCUUCCUGGAGCUCUACCCGGUGUUCCUUUGACCUCUCGUGGCCGGACUGUACCAGAGAGUCCUCGUCUCCAACGACGACCCACAGCUGAGGAAGAAGUAGGAAAUACAAAAUUGCAUGCCAGAAGUCCAUCUCCUGUAUCUGUUCUUUUGAAGGACCAGCCUUGCUGUAAGCAGAAGACGGGUAUCACCCCAGCUCUAGGCUCUCAGACAGGUGUGUCUCCUCUCACUAGUCCCCGUAACCAGAGAAAGAACCCCAGGGAGCCUCGGCAGGUUCAGCCGCGCACACGGGAACGCAAGAACAGCAUUUCAGAGGUCAGCGACAAAGAGGAAGACCUACUUGAGUACCAUCGCUGGCAAAGAGAGGAAAGGAUGCGUGAGCAGGAAAUGGAGAGGCUGGAGAGGCAGAGGCUUGAGACCAUCCUGAAUUUGUGUGCUGAGUAUAAUAAGAGCGACCCUCCAGUUGGUGUGGACAGAGGGAGGGCAUGUCAGUUUCCAGGGAUGGAGGAGGUCUCUGUUUGGCGACCCGCCCCUGACCCUGCGAGUGUGCUGGCCGAGAGCUCUCACAGACAGAGAGAGAGUGAGGAGGAGAACCUGAAAGAGGAAUGUAGCAGCACUGAGAGCCAGCACCAGGAGCAUGAAGAUUCUUCAAUGCUGGGGCAGCAGGAGAGAGCGUAUCUGGAGGAAGAGCGGCUCAGGGUUAUGGCUCGGGUGGACGAGCUGAAGACUCGUGUCACUGACCUGGAACAGCAGAUACAGGAGUCCAGACAAGAGGCAGAAAUGGAGAGGGCAUUACUGCAGGGUGAACGGAAGGCGGAGCUUGAUCAAGUGGAGGCAGCGUUGGAGAUCAUCAAUCAACUUCAGCUGAAACUGAAUGAAGUGGAAAAUUCGACUCGGAGGGAGAAAGAGAAGGAAAGAGCAAAAGUCUCAGCUGAGCAGGAUGUCCUGGCCAGGCUGAGGGAUUCGUACAGUGAGCUGAAGGGCCAGCUUCAUAAAUGCCCCGAAUCACUGAGGGAGCACUUACAGGAACAACUGACCAGGAAGGUGGAGGCACUGGAGUCGGCCACUAAGCGCUUUGAGGAUUUGGAGUUCCGCCAGUUGGAGCGAGAGAGUGGCAUGGAGGAGGAGAAGGAGACGGUCAGCAGGCAGCUGUUGCAAGAGAAGGCAGAGUAUCACCGGAAUGUGGCCAAAAGGAAGGAGAAAAUGGCAGCUCUGGAGAUCCAGGCUAACCAACUUGGACUUCAGGCAGCUCAGGAUUGUGAAAAGAUGGCCAAAGAUCGAACUCUGGCCCUACAGAUGCUCCAGAAGAUAAUUGAAGGCAGAAAUAAUCUGCCCAAUGUCGUCUUCAGCCAAUGGAUGCACCACAGCAACAGUAUCAGUAUCUGUUUCUCCCUUAGCAGCAACGGGCUGGCAGGACUGAGGCUGGAGGAGAUGGAAAAGAUGUUGAAGGAGGCCCAGCAGGAAAAAGCCAGACUGGUGGAGAGUCGAGAGAGGGAAGUCCAGGCACGAAAGCAGCUGCUGGAGGCUGAGAGAAGGCGGCGAGAGGAGGUGGAGAGGAGGCUGCAAGAUGAGACUGAGCACAGGCAGAGACUUGUGGAGGAAGAGGUCAAGCUGAGAGAGAAACAGUGUUCCCAGGCUCGGCCAAUGACGCGCUACCUGCCUAUUCGAAAAGAGGAGUUUGACCUGCGUUCUCAUGUGGAGUCAUCAGGCCACUGCGUGGACACAUGUGCAUAUGUCAUUGUUACAGAGAAAAUGUGCAAGGGCCAUCUUGUGAAGAUGGGCGGCAAGAUCAAAUCCUGGAAGAAACGCUGGUUUGUCUUUGAUCGACUUAAAAGGACCUUCUCUUAUUACGUAGAUAAACAUGAGACCAAACUGAAGGGUGUCAUCUACUUCCAAGCCAUAGAAGAGGUGUAUUACGAUCACCUGCGCAGCGCAACUAAGAGUCCGAAUCCUUCGCUAACCUUCUGUGUGAAGACUCAUGAUCGACUUUAUUUCAUGGUGGCACCAUCCCCAGAGGCCAUGCGUAUUUGGAUGGACGUCAUAGUAACAGGUGCCGAGGGCUACACGCAGUUUAUGACCUGACGGAGAGUGGAUGCAAUUCUGCCUGCUGUGAUCUGAGAGCAGACAGGUCGUGCAACAUAUGCAAAAUUAUGUUUAAAAAUCUUCAGCCAGCACUGAUUUCUUUGUCAUUGUGACUAGAGAAGAACUGGAUGCAGGCUGGCCUGAUGACGAUGUAUUAUUGUGCAACUGUUGGUCCGAUUUUAUGUCACUAAAAAGAGAAGUUGAAAAAAAAAUAUAUAUGUGACCCUGGAGCACAAAACCAGUCG
Sinocyclocheilus grahami is the source of this 3803-nucleotide messenger RNA. RefSeq names its product pleckstrin homology-like domain family B member 1. Gene Ontology annotation, biological process: regulation of microtubule cytoskeleton organization. Lineage: Eukaryota; Metazoa; Chordata; Actinopteri; Cypriniformes; Cyprinidae. The transcript is spliced from 17 exons. Bases 145 to 3558 code for a protein of 1137 amino acids. Gene Ontology annotation, molecular function: protein binding. Gene Ontology annotation, cellular component: basal cortex. The record is from RefSeq and is a predicted model, not a curated record.